AUGCCAAUCUGUUUUAUUUUGGGAAAUAUCGGUAAUUGUUUUAAUUUAAUUGUAUUUGGUCAACGUUCAUCACGAUCAAAUUCGUGUUUACUUUAUUUCUUAUCUGCAUCAGUUAUUAAUAUAGUCAUUAUAAAUUUUGGCCUUGUACUUCGUAUUGUUCGUGGCUUAUGGAAUAUUGAUCCGAGUGCCAACUCUCUAUGGUUUUGUCGCUGGCGUCUUUAUUUGACCAGCACUUCCUUUCUAAUUUAUCGAUAUUCAAUUGUACUUGCAUGUAUUGAUCGAAUGUGCGCUAGUUCAAGACACGCAUGGAUGCGUAGUGUGAGUCGGACACAAGUGGCAUAUCGUUUGAUUGCUAUUAAAUGGAUUCUAUGCUUUGCCUAUUUUACACCCAGUUUAGUGUUUCCUGUUAUACGCUUUGGUCAAUGUGUGAUACCACCAGGUACCACUUACGCUACCUAUUUACCUAUAGUCACACUUAUUCAAGCAUUCUUGAUACCGUCGACCAUGAGUAUAUGUGGCUUGAUCACUUUUACUCAUUUAAAAUCUAUGCAAUCACGUGUUGUGCCCACGAAUACUGAUGCAAAUGAUACACGUAAAAAAGUUAGUCAAUAUAUCAUUAUGUUAUUCGUUCAAGUGGCUUGUGAUUGGUUGGGCAACCUAUCGUAUCCAUGUUAUCUAAUCUUUAGUCUUAUUUUUCCUGCACCACUAACGCCUCUAAUGACUGCGAUCGCUUCAUUCUGGAUCAAUAUGUCGACCACCAUACCGUUUAUAAACUAUAGUGCAGCGUUUUAUUUACAUACACUUUCAAGCCCAGCAUUCAGACUAAAAUUGCUUCGCUUUAUUGGACAAAUAAUGUGGUUUCAACGACUCAUACGUCUUAAUAAUGAACCGCAAAAUACUCAAACAAUGGGUAUGAUUACAAUGCGCGGUAGAACUGCAAACGCUGUCGAUCACCAAAGAAUCCAACAAUAUGAUGAAACAGUCUAA
Messenger RNA from Didymodactylos carnosus, 987 nucleotides. The record is from the annotation of a GenBank genome assembly. NCBI's taxonomy places the organism in Eukaryota, Metazoa, Rotifera, Eurotatoria, Philodinida, Philodinidae.